UGUUUAAUACAAUUUAGUUAAUUUUUGCAACACACCUUUUGGGAACCGCUGUGCUAGUGAAUUUGUUUUUGUAUUCUACAUUUGUGCAAAUGGAAUUUUGUUCCUUAUUUGGGGAGCAUAUGUUUAAAAUAGGAUUGAUACUAUGAAUUGUUGACAUGAAAAUGUUCCAGAAUAAUAAAGUAACUUGUUUGUAUUAAAAGAUCGAUUUACUAAUAUUAUCAGGAUAUGUUAAUAAGAGGAUGUUCAAUACAUAAAUUGGUUCUCAAUAUCAAGUCAUGUACCUUCAUACAAAAUGCAUUUUGUGCUGUGAUUGGGCAUGGAAAGAGUUACGCAACGCUUCACCAACCUGUGAUGGUGAAAGAAGUUUUGAAUGCUUUAUAUCCUCAAAAUGGUGAUGUAAUUCUUGAUAUGACGUUUGGUGCUGGAGGACACACAAAAGCAAUUCUCGAGAAUUGCCCCGAUUGCAAAGUAAUUGCACUUGACAGAGAUCCAUAUGCAAAUAGUCUUGCUCAGCAAUUAAGAGAGGAAACCAGCGAAAGAGUAAUCCCAGUUCUUGGGAGAUUCAGUGAGUUGGAGAAGAUUUUUCAGCAUCUUAAAAUCGAAGAAAUCAAUGGAGCUAUUCUGGAUGCAGGUUGCUCAUCAAUGCAAUUCGAUACCGGUAGAAGAGGAUUUGCAAUAUCAAAGGAUGGACCUUUGGACAUGAGAAUGGAUGGUGACAGGUAUCCAGACAUGCCAAGUGCUGCUGAUGUUGUGAACAGAAUGAGUGCAAAGGAUUUAGCGGAGAUAUUAUAUAAGUAUGGUGAUGAAAGAUAUGCUCACAAAAUAGCAAGAAAGAUCAUUCAAUAUCGAAGUGAGGUUGGACCAAUUGGACGAACUCGGGAACUUGCCAACAUUGUUAAAAGUGCUUUCGAUGAAUGGCCGAAAUCAGGCCUCAGAAAAGAUGCUUUGAACAGGACAGCACAUAGUGCAACAAAAACAUUCAUGGCUAUAAGGAUAUUUGUGAAUAAUGAACUCAACGAACUGCAUGAAGGUCUGAAAACUGUUGAAAGGUACAUGAAAAAGGGUGGACGACUGACUGCCAUCACCUUUCACUCUUUGGAGGAUGUGAUUGUCAAAAGGGUGAUAUCAGGGAGGGAUAUUCAUAAACCGAGAGGAAUGUCAUUAUCUCAGCAGCGCAGGAUAGAAUCUGCAAGUGAAAUAAAACCAGAGAGAAAAUGGAUGACUUUGAAUAAGAAGAUUGUUAUACCACAAUUCGAUGAAGUGGAUGACAAUGCAAGAUCUCGUUCCGCCAAACUUCGGUCAGCGACGAGGAUAACUUGAAGAUUCAUAGCAUUGCUGAUUUAACAGGUAGUGUUAAAAGGUAACAGAAUAAAGGCUCCUUCUUCAUCAGAAGUGACAACUCUUCUCUAAAGCAGUUGACAAAACCAGGGGCACAGCUUAGAUUUUCAAAAGGGGGCUUCAAAAUCAUAAUAUGCAACGGCUUCUGAAACAGUUCCCGCAAUUGUGUUUUUUUGAUUUUUCAACCUAUUAUGAUUUUUCUGCCCGCAAUUGUGUUUUUUUGAAUUUUUAUGAUUUUUCUGCCCGUAAAAGAUUCAAUCAAAGACUCCUAUGAGAAUUUAAUGUGUCGGUAUUAAUUCGACUGUGUUUAAUGUAACUGGCGGUUGCGUCUACUUGUGACCAAAUAAUAUCAUUACUACAAAAAUACCAUAGGGAUCUCCAGGCCAAAAAAAUUUUUGAGAUAAACUGCAGGAUCAUUUUCAAUCUAGUUAAGUAAUUUCGCGAUCUUGCGAAUUCGUCAUCGCCCUUAGAUCUGCGCCAUCCCAAGAUCUGCUACAAAAGACGAGAAAGUAUAAAUUAAUUUAGUACAAUAAAAUUCGUAUUUGUAUACAAAACCUACAUAUUCACCGCUUGGAAAUUCCUGUGGAACGGUUUAUGAAACAGUUGCCACAAGCCGAGUUCUUCAACGGAUAAUGACUUUUCUCUUGCGCAAACAAUCAAUUCGUAACCUGGUAUAUAUAUAUAUAAUAUGUCCUGCUUUAAUAGUUAGCGAAUUCGACUGAUGGGCUGUUCUUGCAACACUGCCGCUCGUAUUUGCCCUAAGUCUGCGAUAAAAUCCCACGGAUGAUAGAAUAUACUUUAAUCAAUUUAUUUUUGCUUCUCUGUCGAGAACGUGAAGACACAUAAAAAUUUCGAACAGGUCAACAAGGUGCAGAGAAAACAAGUAAGUUGAGCAUAGCCUAAAAUAAGGUUGAAAGCAUACAUGGAUAUGCGCUCAUACACCUGAUAGAAAAAACUCUUCAAGGAGUGAAACAUAUAAGCGGGAAUGCUAUUCUUAAUCAACAUGCGAGCGCGGUCCUUGCGAAUACGUACAAUGCAAAUUGUAGGUCGCGAGUACAGCCAUCAAAACGAACCAAGUGAUAGAAAAAAAACGCCUAAAAGUAGUGAAACAUAUAGACACGAAUUCUGAUCAUAGCCAACAUGCUGUUUUGACUGUAAAUAGGUACAGUGCAAAAGGAAGCCUACCUGUCGAAUAGACCAUUUCCAUCAAAACAAAGUGAUCUACAUACACUUCAUAAUUUUGACCGGUGACAAUUCCAGACACAAAAUGGAAGUGUAGCGAAUGUG
Messenger RNA from Styela clava, 2625 nucleotides. Its product is annotated as 12S rRNA N(4)-cytidine methyltransferase METTL15-like. NCBI's taxonomy places the organism in Eukaryota, Metazoa, Chordata, Ascidiacea, Stolidobranchia, Styelidae. Gene Ontology annotation, molecular function: rRNA (cytosine-N4-)-methyltransferase activity. Gene Ontology annotation, biological process: rRNA base methylation. The record is from RefSeq and is a predicted model, not a curated record.